Molecule: messenger RNA, 2532 nt
Organism: Thamnophis elegans (Western terrestrial garter snake)
Lineage: Eukaryota; Metazoa; Chordata; Lepidosauria; Squamata; Natricidae
Product: mucin-5AC-like
Exons: 5
Coding region: 1-2010 (669 amino acids)
Biological process (GO): cell-matrix adhesion
Cellular component (GO): cell surface
Source: RefSeq, a predicted model, not a curated record
AUGGCUGCCAGGCUUUUUCGCUCUGAAGCAAUUCGGCAUGCUGAGAAAUUAGAUAUUUCUACUUGUGCCCAAGUGAAGAAAGAUAUCCUGUACCAAAAGGCCCACACUGCAUUUGCCGACCAACAAGGAACACGUGCCUAUUAUCCUCUUAUCCAGCCAUAUCUAGGGGGAGCUCCUGUUGAAGAGCUGAAAAAGCUGGCUAGAUCUCAUGUUGCUAUGGAUAUUGAUACAUUUAUUAAUUUAAAUCCGGAAGAAGUAAAGAAAUUCGAUGUCCAGGAUGUGAAAGAUCUGCUUGGUGUUAAUUUGCCUGACCUGAAAGAAGUUGAAAACCAUCCGUCUGUUGCCAUGUGGAUCAAGAACAAGUUUCAGUCUGAACUGGAUUCCCUUGGAAUUGGCCUGGUUGGAGGCAGGGCAUCUCUGUUCUCUACUUCUAUGGGCAGCACUGUGUCAAGUAUAUCUCUUAGUACAAAAUCUGACAAUGUGUUAACUGCCACCUCCCCUGUUAUCCUGAGCAUGGAAUCAACCUUAUCUAGUCCCGGCCACAUAAAUAUUACUACCCCUAGCAUUAGUUCUGCAACCUCAGAUUUGAACCCAUUCGUUUCUAGAGAUGCCACUGAGUCCUAUUCAACUCCUGUCUUCAAAAUCACUCUCCUAACUAAUGAAAUCUCUCCUUCCAUUAACAAUACCCAAACAACUCUUUCUGAUAGAAUGCCUAAAUAUGCUUUCCCCACAAAUAUAUCUGAUUCAGAUAAUACUAUGGCUGGGACAAGAGUUCCUACAGAUGCAAGAAAUACUCCUGUCCCCACUGAAAUUACAAUAGAUUCCAACAGUGACACAACCAAUCAAACAGACUUUCCUAUAAGUGGAAUCCCAGCCUCUUUCAUUGCAAGAGGGAUCAACAUGACGACUUCUAAUGAACAUAUCAUAAAUUCUAGCAAUGCCAAAGCUAAUAGCUCAGCCGCAUCUUCCAUCCCCACAAAGUCCUCUGUUUCAGUCCCAACUGAAAUGGUAAUUCCCUUUUGGAACAUCACUACUACUUUAAAUGAAACUGGUGGCACACCAGUCCCUACCAUCUCUACCAUUGUCACUGAUUUCAAUAGCAAUCCAGCCAGUAGAAGAAUCCUUCCUUCUGCAUCAACAGACUCUGCCACUGUUCUCCCCACCACUUCCUUAAAUGCCACAGCUGUUUCAGAUGGAACAUUAUUCCAUAGCACUGCAAGAUAUUUCAACACAACCAUCUUCAGUAAACUUUUAACAGAUUCUAACAAUAGCACAGUCAGUGCUCCAGUUGUUACUACCACUCCCUUAGAUCCCACCACUGUUGUUACCUCCAAAACCAGAGCUAUUUCUUAUAAUGUUUCAGUAACUUCAAAUGAUACCAUCAAAGACACUCUUUUCCAUUAUAAUGCAACAAGUAGCAAUGUGAUCCCUUCUGCUGAAACAACAGGAGCUUCUGAUAGCAACACCACAAACAAUGGCACAGCAUUUCCUAGCCCUGUUACAGAUGGACAUGUAACUGCUGGUCUCAAUGUAACUAUUUUUCACUCACCCACUGUUGUCACAAACUUCACUGUUGGUGCGGAUACAACCACAGCCAGAACUUACUUCACCUCUGUCAUGUCCAGUAUGACAAGAACAUCUUCUGAACAGCUUUCAACAUCACCUAAGCACACUCUGGCUACAAACCCAGCAUUGUUCAGCAAAAAAACCAUAACAAUUACAGACAAACAGCCAACUGCAUCAAGCAAAAUGACUUUCCAUUCUCAAGAAACCUCUACCAAGACAGCUAUUCCUCCACUAUCCUCCCCAAAUAGAACGACCUCACAGGCGGCUGCAACCAUCCAGAGAAGCAGCAGAGCAGCUCCACCAACAAAACCACCAUCUCACCCAACUCCAAACGGCUACAUUCAUGUGAAACCACUAAGUGCAUCAGCUUUAAACACAUCACUCAGCUGGAUACUUCUAGCAUUGUCUCUCACCGUUGGAACCUCAAUUCAGAAGUUUCUCUAAAAAUAUGGUUAUCUCCUCCCCAUCCUAAUAAUUAUUGUUGAUGGUACUGGUAAUCCUUUCAAAAUUCUACUGCAAAAGCCAUACUGACUCUUGGAAAGAUAUCAGUGCUAAGUAGACUCUGUCUAAGUGGACAGGUGUCAAAAUGUAUGUAGAAAAUCAUUGCACCAUUUGUUGCUUGAAGAUGAAACUGCAUUUAUUGUCCCUUUCCUGUGCCCUAAUUGGUCAUAUUAAUUUAACACAACGUGAUCAUAUUUCCAGUGCAUGGAGAUGCUACCUUUCCACUGGAGUUUCUCAGUUCUGAGUGGAAGCAACUUGAAACGUAUUUUUUCAGCAUCUGUCUUGGCACCUGGAGUUAAACAGCAGUAGCAGCAAAACCAUUUGAUUCCCAGAAAAAGGAAGAAAAGUAUUUCAUCGAUUCAGACUGAUUUUCUUGAUGCCCCAACUGACUGUCUCCUGCAUUGGAGGCUGGCUUCAAUAAUUACAGGUGGUCCCUGACUUACGGCCACAAUUGAGCCCAAAAUG